Molecule: messenger RNA, 2411 nt
Organism: Drosophila obscura
Lineage: Eukaryota; Metazoa; Arthropoda; Insecta; Diptera; Drosophilidae
Exons: 1
Coding region: 45-2411 (788 amino acids)
Biological process (GO): peptidyl-arginine methylation
Molecular function (GO): protein-arginine N-methyltransferase activity
Source: RefSeq, a predicted model, not a curated record
CUCUCUCUCUCUCCAAGCUUGUCUCUUGCAUACCAUUUACCGCAAUGCCUGGCAAUAAGAAAAAGAAGAAAAAUGUCGAAAAAUAUAGCCUGGCGGAUUUCCAUCACAUUGUGGAUACAAAUGAUGAAGUGAAUGCAAAAUCACAGCGGAAAAGCUCAAUAAUAGAGUGUCAACCUAGCAAGAUGGCAAGCAGUACCCGAGGACGGGACGCCACCGGCAGCAACCAGAAACUCUCCAACGAACACGCGGAUCAGGAAUACCCAAAUGUACCCAAUGGACGCGACAACUCGGAUAUGUCUAGGAAAAAAUUCCAGGCACCAGCAAAACCAAAACGUGGAGACGCCACCACUUGCGACCAGCAGCCAAUCUAUAGCAGUGCAUGCCAUGUGAUACCAGAACCUUCGCUACAAAGAGCCCCUUGGGCACCCAAAGGAAGCGGCAAUAAGAAAAACUACAACAAAGUAUUCCAAGUGCCAGCACAACCCUCGAGACUGAUCGAUGACGACCACAUUGUCUAUAGCGAAAUAUCCGAGCUGUUUCCACCACCUUCGUAUCAGAGUGCCCCAUUUGAACCUCAGGGACGCGGCGGCCUCUCAACCACUGACUGCAACCAGAAAGUGAACAGCAAUAAGGGACGCGGAAACCAGUACAAAUACAACGGUGUACCCCAAGUGCCAGCAAAUAUCUGGGGACAGGCAGCAGCACGUGGAAUGUAUGAGCACGAGUUAGCUUACAACCGCUGCCACAACAGGGGAGGUGGCAAUCAGAACAUCUACAACGGAGUAUCUCAGCGGCCACCAAAUACCUGGAGACACAGAGACCCAUAUGCACUGCAGGGACCCCAGAUUGACUCCACCGUUAGCCACCUGAACGACUAUAGCGAAAUAUCCCAGUUGCUGCCAGGACCCCCGCAACCACCAUGCGCAGCACUGGAUAACAUAAACCACCAGAAAAUCUGUAACAAAAAAGAGUCGAAACAGGGCCAGGGAAAGGGUGCCUCCACCGAUGCAGAUCCCAGCCAGAACAUCUGCAACAAAACAUUUGAUGUCUUACCAAAAGCAACGGAGCCGAGACGCAAAAUCGUAGCCCAGGCAGCUGCCAGCAACUGCAAGCAGAUCAGCCGCGUGAAAUCCCCCGAGGUGCUGAUUCCCUGGGCACAAAGAGUGCAAGCGGCACGCAUGGGGCAGAAAAUAAAAAUUUUGAAGAGGCCGGAGCCAACCGAAGUUACGUACACAAUUACAGAUGAACCGCUUCGGGGACUGCCUGGCGGUGAGGUCAGGGUGCGAUCCUGCCCCCCUAUACCCACGCCAGCGCGUUGCGUGCCGAAGGAACUGGAGCAGGUGGAUCGCAUGACAUCGGCGGACUUUCGGCACGACUACAAUGCCCAUGUGCAGAACAUGCGCACGCGGCUGAAGAACCAGGAGCACAUGCACUACUUUGCACAGGUCAUCAGGGAGAACACGCAUCUGUUCAAGGGGCGCGUCAUCCUCGUUCUGUCUUGCGGCGUGGGCACCCUGGCGCUGAUGGCCGCCCGCUUGGGGGAGGCGAAGCGCGUGUACGCCGUGGACCACUCGAUGGUGACCAAUUAUGCGGAGCUGGUGGUGAAGCAGAACCACUACGAGCACACCGUGAAGGUGAUGCACGGGCGCAUGGCCGAUCUGCAGCUGCCCGAGAAAGUGGACGGGAUUGUGUGCAACUGGAUGGGCCACUCGCUGCUCUGGGACUCGGAGAUCCUGGAGGUGCUCGAGGCGCGCGAUCGCUGGCUGAAGAGGAAUGGCUUCAUCCUGCCCGAUAUGGCGAUCCUCUAUCUGCUGGGAGCCGCGGAGCCCAAGCUGAAGGGUCUCUGCGACUGGUGGCGAAACGUCUACGGCUUCAACAUGAGCGCCAUGCGUCGGUGUGCCCUCUCCGAGCCUCGGUACGCCAAGACCAAUGGCGACGGUGUCCUCACCCUCUGUCAUCGCGUGUUGUAUCUCGAUUUGAAAACGGCCACCAAGAAGGAUCUUCAAAUAGAUUGCGAGAUACGCCUGAAGGUCGUCCAGGAUGGGCAUUUGGAGUGUUUCACCUUGUACUUCGAUGUGAAAUUCAGCCGAUGCCAUCGCAAUCGCACCCUCAGCUGCAAUCCCUGCCGGCCCAGGGUCCACAAUUCGCUCUGGCUGCAGACCACUCUCUUCGUCGAGAGCUCCUUUGUGCUGCGGGAGAACCACUACUAUGCGGGUCGCUUCAUCUUCCGCCCCCUAAAGGAAUACGACAUGAACCAGUUUGAGAUACUCCUCAAGUUCUUUGUGAGCAGGCGCCCCGAGGGCGAUCUGGCGGGGUGCUUUGGCAAUCGUUUGGUGGCCAAGCGCUGGCUAAUGAUGGACCGCCACCAGACGGUGGCCGAAGUGGAUAGCUGUCAGGAUGAGGAUUAUUGA